Molecule: messenger RNA, 911 nt
Organism: Anopheles coluzzii
Lineage: Eukaryota; Metazoa; Arthropoda; Insecta; Diptera; Culicidae
Exons: 1
Coding region: 1-906 (301 amino acids)
Source: RefSeq, a predicted model, not a curated record
AUGCAUCGAGCUGUCAAACCGCGAUCAGGAAACGCGAGCGAAAGAGAUAUCAAGCGAACGAAGCGAGACGCAGCGCACGUGCUGUCAAAACGUCAAACGGCGAUUCAAAGUGUUGUCGAAAAUGUGAACCGCUUUCGCGUCCUUGCAUUCGUUUACCUGGAAAUUCUGGUGUACCUGUUUGUUGUGUUUGCCUUUCGACUGUUUGAGCUUGGCAGAAAGCUACCCCUUGUGCGAAGUGCGUCUCGCGAGGAAACGAUCGAACGAAUAGUUUACCCACGCCACGACGUUCGCCUAGCCCCCAAAAUUACGAUGCACAAAGUCACAACGGCACCAAAGACCGUUGGUGGCAGCAUCAGCAGCAAUAGGCUGGCGACGGCUGGACCACCGGUACGGAAGGAGUACGAAUCGAGCUCGUCCGAUGAGGACGGGUACCUGUCGCCGUUCAACGGAUCGGACGACGGAAGUGGAGUGGCGGAGGGCAGCCUGCUCGACGAAAUGCCACCAUUCUCUGCCUGCUCGAUGUCGCCCUCGGCCCGAUCACUGUCACCGAUCGAGCUGGAACCGUUCGAAUCGCCCACCUCGACGCCAAAAUCCGGCCGCAGCUGCUACUCGGGCUGCAGCACGCCGCUGUACGGGAUGACGCCACCACCACCAGCCGCCAGCACCACCGGCACCAACGGUCAGCAGCCGGCCGAAGGGUAUGUAACGCUGGACGAAAUACAUGCCCGCAUCGGACUGACCCCGCCGGAUGGGAACGUUAGCCGGAGUCGGCUGAAUUUGGAAACCAUCUUCGAGGGCGUGUUCCUGGAAACACCACCAAAGAAAGAGUUCCAGUCGAAGGGGAAUCUAUUCCGCCGGUCCAUACGGAACCGGGCGCUGCUGUUCGAGAAGGUGGAGAAGCUGUGAAAAGC